Molecule: messenger RNA, 3724 nt
Organism: Engraulis encrasicolus (European anchovy)
Lineage: Eukaryota; Metazoa; Chordata; Actinopteri; Clupeiformes; Engraulidae
Gene: paxbp1
Product: PAX3 and PAX7 binding protein 1
Exons: 18
Coding region: 135-2948 (937 amino acids)
Biological process (GO): positive regulation of transcription by RNA polymerase II; mRNA splicing, via spliceosome
Cellular component (GO): nucleus
Molecular function (GO): DNA binding
Source: RefSeq, a predicted model, not a curated record
AGCAGUCGUGAUCCAAAGCUAUCGCUAUUGGGUAAAAUGCUAAGGGUAGAAGUAUUUAUGGUCUCUGUGGGGUUGCUUCAACAUUUAGGAAUCAUGUAUUUGCACAUCUGAAAUCUUUUCAUUUAGAAAUCAACAUGUUCAAAAAAGCAAAAAAGGCCAACCUGAGGGUGAAGAGGCAUGACUCCGAUGAUGAGGAGAAAGAAGAUGUGCAGCAGCCGCAGCUAUCGCUGCCGCAGCCCAUGGAAGUGCAGCCAUGCGGGCCGGGGGCAACCGAUGGCUUUGACCGGGAUAACAUACAGGCAAUUAACGUUCAUAGAGUCGCUGUGGAUGUACAGAAUGGAAAUGGGUUUCAGAUUGCCUCUUCCAAGGCACCCAAAGAGAAAAAGCGGACCAAGGAAAGCCGCGAUGGCCCGAAAGCGAGCUUGCUAAGCUUUGAAGACGAUGAAGGUGACACUGAGGUGUUUCGAGUGAAGAAAUCUAACUACAGCAAGAAGAUUGUGAAGCAACUGAAGAAGGAGUACAAGGAAGAUUUGGAGAAAACCAGCACUGUGGUUGCAGUAGGCCUACCUGAACCUGUGACCAAUGUGGAUGCUGUGUCAUCAGUCCCGGUGGCCCUCGUGGCUUCCCGUCAGGAGCCAAGCGUGGAGGGUAGCCGGGCCAGCAGCGAGCAGGGCGAGGAGGAGAUGGAGGUGGACAGUAACGACGAGCCCAAUGAUGAGGAGGAGGAGGAGAACAAUGCAGCUGAUGGCACCAAGACGGCAGGAGCAGCAGCAGGAGCAGGCGGAGCUGCGUUCCAGGCCUUAUCCUCUCUCAACACUCUCAGGCCAGGUGAGAUUCCUGACGCAGCGUUCAUCCACGCGGCCCGUAAGCGUCGGCAGAUGGUGCGAGAGCUGGGCGGGGACCAGCCAUUGGUGGAGAGCGGCGGUGAGGCCGGCAAGAAGAGGCUGCAGCGCGAGGACGAAGAGGAGGGCAGCGACGAAGACGAGGACGAGAAGAGGAUCAACUUCAGCGCCGUCAAACACAAGAGCCAGCGGCAGAAGAUUGCGGAGGAAAUCGGUAUCGAGGGCAGCGAUGACGAAGCGCUGGACACGGGCACUCAUGACGAGGAGGUGUGCCGCUGGGAACAGGAGCAGAUCAGAAAGGGCAUCAGCAUCCCCCAGGUUCAAGCUAGUCAACCCGAGGACACGAGCAUGUACUAUCAAAGCAGCUUUGACUCUCAGCCUUUCGGUUCCUCCUAUAGUGUACCGUACACGUACGCGGCUCAAGGCUCCGACCACAAGGUUGUCAGGCCCAAGGACUCUCUAACCUUUUGUCUGCCCAGUAGUGGCCUGAGCCCCAUCACCACAGAUCUGGUAAAGAAACGCCUUAAGGACAGGCUGGCACAGAUGCGCCAGGGCCACCAGGCCAACAGGAGGCGCUACGAUCAGAUCCAGGCGGACCUGGAGGCGUCCCACGGCGCCAUCCAGAGGUUGGAGGGCAGCUCCGAAGACAAUGCCGACCAGUACCAAUUCUUGCAAGAGAUGCGAGGGUAUGUUCGAGACUUGCUUGAGUGUUUCAGCGAAAAGGUGCCGGCCAUCUUGGAGCUGGAGGCCUCCAUGCACCAGUUGCUACGGCAGCGGGCGGCGCGCCUCGUCACCCGAAGACAGGAUGAUAUUAAAGAUGAAUCGGCGGAGUUUUCAAGCCUUUCAAGUAAGGCUGCCAUGGCGCCAGCACUAGACGCGUUUGGCCGAGACCGCACGGCCUACCAGGAGCACGCGAAGCAGAGGCGCAUCGCCGAGAGGGAGGCUAGACGGACGCGGCGUCGGCAGGCCCGAGAGCAGAACGGCAAGAGGGCCGAGCACAAGGAGGGUCUGUCCAGCGACGACGAGGAGACCUCCACGGACAUCACCAGUUUCCACCUGGAGAAAGAUAACAUCAACGCAGAGUCUAAAAAGAUCUUUGAGGACGUCGUGGAGGACUUCCACUCUCUUGACAGCAUAAAGUCCCACUUUGAGGUGUGGAGGAGACUGUAUUUCACCUGCUAUCGAGACGCCUACAUAGGCCUGUGUCUGCCCAAGCUCUUCAACCCUCUAGUGCGUCUGCAGCUCAUCAACUGGUCGCCCCUAGAGACUGAUUGUCCGAACUUUGAGUACAUGCUAUGGUUUGAGUCGCUGCUGUUCUAUGCUUGUGAGGAGCACUCAACGUUACAAACAGGAGACAAUGAUUCCUGUCUCCUGCCCUCCAUCGUGGAAAGAGUCAUCUUGCCUAAACUAGCCGUUCUGGCGGACCAGGUGUGGGAUCCGCUGUCGAGCAGCCAGACCUCAAGGAUGGUGGGCUUCAUGCACAAGCUCAUCAAGGGCUACCCCACCGUCAUGAACGGGGAGAACAGGAACACACAGGAGUUACUGAAGACCAUUGUCAUGAGGACGAGGAGGACGCUGGAUGAUGACAUCUACAUGCCGCUCUUCCCUAAGAACGUUAUGGAUAACAAGAACUCUGGCCCCUACCUCUUCUUCCAGAGGCAGUUCUGGACAUGUGUGAAGUUGCUGGGCAACAUUCUGCAGUGGUACGGCGUGCUCUCCAACUCCACGCUGAAGGAGCUGGCGGUGGACAGCACCCUCAACCGCCACAUCCUCUCUGCCCUGCAGAACACAGAGGCCGCGGAGGACUGCAUCGCCAAGAGCCAGAAGGUGGUGGAGUGUUUCCCGCAGCAGUGGUUCAGUGGUCUGAGGGGGCAGCAGCAGACGACGCUGCCCCAGCUGGAGAACUUCUGCCGCUACCUCAAGCACCUGGCCGGCACCCUGUACCGCACCGGGCUCACAGGCUCAGACCUGGAGCGCAGGAACAGCAGAGAGCAGAUCAAAGAGGUGAUGAAGCUGUUGAGUCGUCUGAGUGCGGUGGACCAUGUGAUGGCCAUGGCUACAGAGUACGGCAUCAAAGACGUCAAGCCCCUCCUGGAGGUCAAGUGAAGGACGCAAAUAGGACUCAGUCAGUCGGCGUAUACCGUGGCUAGCUGGCGUGGCGUCCCUCCAUUUUUAAAUCAUGGAAACACACACACACACACACACACACACACACACACACACACACACACACACACACACACACACAGCCGCUGAGAGCUUUGGCCGGGCCCAGGACAAAGUCAUCUGAAAGGGUCCCCCAGCCAAUACAGACAAUGUAAUGAGGACCCAAUUCUGAGCCCCCUUGACUACCUUUUGCUCCGCCCCCCAGUUGGCACCCCAGCACACACACACACACACACACACACACACACACACACACACACACACAAACUCUCUGUCCCACUCUGGGGAAGGAAGACUUUUGACUGCUGGAUACUUUAACCUACCGCACGAUUCCGGACAGUAGGUGGAGUAGGAGGAGUAUCAUCUUAUCUUAUUUCACUAUGGCUCGGGACCUGCCCUGAGCGGACAAUGACUCUGACCCAGACAGAACGAGAGAGAGAGAGAGAGGAGGUGUGCCCACCAUUCCUCUCUAAAAUGUACAUUGACUUAUGUUUUGGGAUGAUAUGCUUUUACGUUGUGUGACUUUUAUGUGGGAAUGAUAAAAUAUUUGCAGCAGUCUGUCCUGUCAUCAAAGCACUUGGCUAAUAUGUGCCAAAAAGAAAAUAUCCUCUCAUCUCUUCAGCAACGUGUGAGUUGGUAACUCCAAAAGCUGUUUUAUUUUAAUGUUUCCUGUAACACUUUUCCAUGGCUCAAUAAAGACUACAGCUUUGAGUAGA